Molecule: messenger RNA, 2079 nt
Organism: Cuscuta europaea
Lineage: Eukaryota; Viridiplantae; Streptophyta; Magnoliopsida; Solanales; Convolvulaceae
Source: the annotation of a GenBank genome assembly
UUGCUGAUGACGACGGCUGGCGACUUUCUUUUCACUGCUUGCUGCGUUCUUAUGAAGGCCACGCCCCCAUUGGCGUGCUGUAGUAACGUGGUACUUGUCUUCCCUCUAUGGCUACCGGAAAAAGAACGGCUUUCCCGGAGGCCGAAACUCCAAUUCUGCAACACCAUUUCGUUGACGGCUCCGUGAAUUACAAGGGCCAUCCUGCCACCCGAUCCAGAUCCGGUCGGUGGAGAUCAGCUUCUUUCAUCAUAGUUGUGGAGAUGGCAGAGAGAUUUGCGUACUAUGGGAUAGGUUUGAACCUCAUGAGCUAUCUGACUGGCCCGCUGGGCCAGUCCACGGCUACAGCCGCCGAGAAUGUGAAUGCCUGGACUGGAACGGCGUCGCUUUUGCCUCUCUUGGGUGCUUUUUUGGCCGACUCUUUUCUGGGUAGAUACUGGACCAUUGUUAUCGCCUCCCUAUUAUAUGUCAUGGGACUGGGCUUCUUAACCCUAUCAGCUGCUCUUCAUUCAAAGUCUUUCAACUGUCAAAGUGCUACAGAUAACGGCACAUGCUCUCCUUCUCAAUUUGAAGUUAUCUUCUUUUUCUUUUCUCUUUACCUGGUGGGACUAGCUCAAGGUGGGCACAAGCCUUGUGUGCAAGCUUUUGGAGCUGACCAAUUUGAUACUCAAGAUCCACAGGAGAAUAAAGCCAAAAGCUCAUUUUUCAACUGGUGGUAUUUCGGAAUGAACUUUGCCAUUAUCGUGGCACUCUUGAUUUUAACCUAUAUACAAGACUACCUUAGUUGGGGCCUUGGGUUUGGAAUCCCUUGUAUCAUCAUGGGUGUUGCACUUGCUACUUUUUUAUUUGGUACUGUCACUUAUCGCUUUCGACAAAAUGUUGAUAAUAAAAACCCAUUUGUGAGAAUUGGACUUGUGUUUGUUUAUGCUGCUACAAAUCGCAAAGCUAGCACAACUAAUAUAUUAAUGGAGCUCGAGGUUCUAGGCGUUCUACGAAACAAAGGAUCUCAACAAUUCAUGUUCCUUAACAAAGCACUGAUUGCUCCUGAUGGCUCAAAGGGAUAUGGGAAAGCUUCUAGUAUGGAUGAGGUCGAAGAGGCAAAAUCAAUUCUCAGAUUGGCUCCAAUAUGGGUGACAUGUUUGGGAUAUGCUCUUGUGUUUUCACAGACGUCCACCGUAUUCACCAAACAAGGAGCAACCAUGAAUAGAUUUAUUGGUUCCAAUCUUGAAGUACCAGCCGCUGCAUAUCAAUGUUUCAUUUGCAUUUCAGUAGUUGUAUUUAUGCCAAUAUAUGAUCGUGUUCUGGUCCCUUUCACAAGAACUAUAACCGGGAGACCCUCGGGUAUAACUAUGCUUCAAAGAAUAGGAACAGGGAUGGUCUUUUCUAUAUCGUCCAUGGUAGUUGCAGCUAUAGUUGAGAAGAAACGCCUUCAGACUGCUUUGGACUAUGGGUUGAUUGACUCACCAGGGGCAACACUUCCCAUUAGCGUGUGUUGGUUAAUUCCUCAGUAUACAUUGGUUGGUAUUUCUGAAGCAUUCAGCAUGGUUGGUCUGCAGGAGUUUUUCUAUGAUCAAAUGCCAUGUGAGUUGAAAAGCAUUGGCCUUUCUUUGUACCUCAGCAUCUUUGGUGUGGGAAGUUUCCUAAGCAGCUUUCUGAUUUCUAUUAUUGACCAAUCCAGUAGCAGAGGUGGGGGGGACAGCUGGUUUUCCGACAACCUGAAUCGUGCACAUCUUGACUACUUCUAUUGGCUUCUUGCUGGACUUAGUACGAUGACCUUUGCCGGAUACUUGUACUUUUCAAGAUUGUAUAUCUACAAAAAAGCAAGUUUUAUAUAAAGGGUUUGAACAUGGAAUUGAACAUGUCCUGUACACACAUAUAUGUAUAUACAUAGUAUAUUAUUGUAGUGCGUAGUAAGAAUCGAUUCAAUGACUUGAUUUUGUAAUGCCCGCGUGUGCAAGUUUGUGGUAAUGUUUACAAGAUAAAAUAUCCGUACCCUGAUCAAGAAGAAUAUUUCUGAUUCAGUCAGUUUUUAGGUUUCCAGAUCUCCCAAAUCUACCUAUACAAAAAAGUCCAUGAUAAAAA